AUGGAGAAUGUUAAUACAACAGAUACAUAUGGGUCUUGGCAUUAUUAUGAUUACAGUGACUAUAUAAUAUUUGACACACAUGCUGAGCUGAGAUGGUCUGUCAGAAUUAUGUUUCUCAUUGUUUACACCCUGGCCUUUGUUCUUGGUGUGCUCGGGAAUGGAGUGGUUAUCUGGGUGACCGGGUUCAAGAUGAAGAAAACAGUUCACACAGUUUGGUUCCUCAACCUCGCUGUGGCCGACUUCCUCUUCACAGGAUUUCUGCCCCUGAAUGCGGCGUACCUGGCUUUGGAUUUUCACUGGCCUUUUGGCGAGUUCAUGUGCAAACUGAGCAGCACGUUAAUCUCCCUGAACAUGUUUGCCAGUGUCUACAUUCUGAUGAUGAUCAGUGUGGACAGAUGUGUGUCUGUAUUGUGGCCAGUCUGGGCCCAGAACCACAGAAGUGUGCAGAAGGCAUCUUAUGUGAGUCUGAGUGUGUGGAUACUGGCUCUGAUUCUCAGCUCUCGAAUUUUCAUCUUCAACUGCACUGGGUCAUCAUAUCUCCAUGAUGACAGCAUCACCAGCCGCAAACACUUUGCCCUCUAUAAUUACUAUACAACACCUUCUGUGAAUCAGCUGCAGGCGAUGACCAUCACCUUCCUCCUGGCCAUUUUCAGGAGUUGCCUGAACCCACUGCUGUAUGUGCUUGUCGGCCAAGAUUGUAAGAAAAGGGUCUGUAAAUCCAUCCUGAGUGCAAUGGAGACAGCCUUCCAGGAAGAUGUUUCUGACUCUCACACUGAGUCAGUGGACACCAGGCAGAGCACUGAGAUGUCAGCUCUUAAUACUGACGUAUAAGGCUGUCAGUGACACGAAGAAACAAAUAAACGGUCCAAGUGACUUUCACAAAUAUAACUGAAUGUAAAAUAUUUUCUUUUAGUUUUUCUUCUUCUUUUUUUUUAAUACAUUUUCUCCUUCAUAUUAUCUGAGAUUGAAACAUUUCAACCUGAGACAGUUUGACUGAUGUGAACUGAUGUUUUAAUCUAAAUGGAGGAUUUCAUGAAUGGCUACGUGUCUGUAUUUAAUCCUGUAAAGCAAAUGCUACUCUAGAUCUAUGUGGUCUGGAGUCUUAGACUAAGAAGAUAUUUAAAAUGACAUUUUCAAAGAGAACCCAGCAAUAAUUUUAAAACAGGUGUGACAUUACAUGGUUUAAUAUGUGCAACACAAGCAACAAAAAAUUAAAUGGUUGUCAAAGAGAACUUUUAAUCUGUCACGUACACAACAAAUUUCGAUAUUUUUUUUUCCUUCUUGUAUGUGACUGCUGAGAAAAGAGAAUCUACAGUGUGAAAUAUUAUUUCUGAACCACUGCACAAACAGGCUGGUAGUAUGUUCGUUUUGUACCGCAUCGUCCCCACCUCAGCCCAACUUCCUCUAUCAAGAUGUGAGAAAGCUUGGGUACAUGACAGUCCGCACAGAAACCGUGAUCGAGCUGCUUGGUUGUGCAGCUGUAAUUUUAACACAGUAAAUCCCCCUGAGGUGUUUAUUUCUCAUGGUGAACUGAGUACCUGGAUGCCACUGAUUCACAUUGAUCUACGCAACAUGUG
This is a messenger RNA of Epinephelus lanceolatus (giant grouper), 1577 nucleotides long. The record is from RefSeq and is a predicted model, not a curated record. Lineage: Eukaryota; Metazoa; Chordata; Actinopteri; Perciformes; Serranidae.